Penicillium pulvis is the source of this 1011-nucleotide messenger RNA. RefSeq names its product mitochondrial 37S ribosomal protein uS2m. Lineage: Eukaryota; Fungi; Ascomycota; Eurotiomycetes; Eurotiales; Aspergillaceae. The coding region runs from base 1 to 1011 and encodes 336 amino acids. The record is from RefSeq and is a predicted model, not a curated record. Gene Ontology annotation, biological process: translation. Gene Ontology annotation, cellular component: ribosome; mitochondrial small ribosomal subunit. The transcript is spliced from 3 exons. Gene Ontology annotation, molecular function: structural constituent of ribosome.
AUGAUUGUACGACAACUUGGUGUGCGGCAAAGCCGCCAAUUGUUGGCUUUGAGUCGCCGCGCUCCGGUCUACAGCCGUUCACUCUCCUCCGAUGCACCGGUCGACACAGCAGUUCAGACCCCAUCUUCAACCCCUAUUCCCAGAGCUGUUAAGGCCACACGCCCACCCAGCCAGCGCGAGGCAUGGCAGGGGUCACUAAAGUCAAAAGCGAAAUUCAACUCCCUUGGAUCCUCCGUCAAGGAAGAACACACACCCGACGUCCUCCAGAACCCCAUCUCCCCAUCAGAAGUUACCCUCGAGCUCCUCCUCGCGGCGGGUACACACAUGGGCCACAGCACCUCCCGCUGGAACCCCCAGAACAGUCGUUACAUCUUCGGUAUCCGUGAGGGCAUCCACAUCAUCUCCCUCGACGCAACAGCCGCGUACCUCCGCCGUGCCGCCAAGGUCGUUGAAGAAGUCGCCGCCCGCGGAGGCAUCAUCCUCUUCGUCGGAACCCGCAAGGGCCAGAAGCCGGCCGUUGUCCGCGCUGCCGAUCUCGCGCGCGGAUACCACAUCUUCGAGCGCUGGAUCCCCGGCUCCCUGACAAACGGACAGCAGAUUCUCGGCCACUGCGAGACAAAGGUUGUGAAUGCGGUGGACGAGACCCUCCCCGAGUUCAAGGUGGAUCUUGCGGAUAGACCUUCCGUGAAGCCCGAUUUGGUCGUUUGCUUCAACCCGCUGGAGAAUGUUGUGCUGCUGCACGAGUGUGGUUUGAAUAAUGUGCCUACUAUCGGCAUUGUGGAUACGGAUGCUGAUCCUACUCGUCUGACAUAUCCUAUCCCUGCGAACGAUGAUAGCUUGCAGGCUGUUUCGCUUAUUGCAGGUGUUUUGGGUCGUGCGGGUGAGGCUGGUCAAAAGAGGAGGCUUGGGUUGGCUGAGAAGGGAGAGUUGACUUACAAGCCUAUUACUUCGAGGGAGUUGAAGUUGGAUCCCUUCACUGGUGAGCUUCUGGGUGCUGAGAACCAGAAGUAA